AUGAUUAGAAAUCUGCAAAGGGAUGAUGGCUCAUGGACAGAGAAUGAAGAGGAAGUAACCACAGAAAUAUCUAACUAUUUCAGUGAGUUGUUUACCAGUGGAGGUAGGAGAGAUAUGACUGAGAUGCUAGAGGACGAUUCCCUCAUAUUCUGCAAAGCAAAUAAACAGCAGGCAAAGGAAGUCAUGAAGAUUCUUAAAAUGUAUGAGGAGGCCUCAGGUCAGUUGAUCAACCUGGAGAAGUCUUCUGUUUUCUUCAGUAAAAAUAUGCCCAUGGAACAAAGACAAGACGUGUGCAGCGCACUGGGAGGAAUGACAGAGAUGACACAAGGUAAGUAUCUAGGACUGCCCAUGGUGAUCUCUAGGACAAAAGAGCAAAUCUUUGGUUUCAUAAAGGAAAACAUUAAGAGAAAGAUGCACGACUGGAGGAACAAGUUACUGAGCACAGCGGGCAAGGAAGUAAUGCUUAAAGCAGUCUCAAUGGCAAUGCCUACUUAUGCCAUGAAUGCAGGAGGCUUGGGUUUUAAGGACAUCGAAGCUUAUAACAAAGCUUUACUGGGUAAGCAGGUAUGGAGAAUCCUCACCAAACCAAACCUUCUCAUUAGUAAAGUGCUGAGAGCAAGAUACUUCCCAAAGGAUUCAAUACUAACUUGCAGGCCUAAGCAGAAUGCUUCUUGGAUAUGGCAAGGACUGCUAGGUGCUAGGAGGUAG
Molecule: messenger RNA, 708 nt
Organism: Coffea arabica (coffee)
Lineage: Eukaryota; Viridiplantae; Streptophyta; Magnoliopsida; Gentianales; Rubiaceae
Source: RefSeq, a predicted model, not a curated record